AUGUGGAUGGCACACGGUUUUCUUCAACCACAGGAAGGAAGAAACGUGACAAUGGAAAAUGUUGGAGAUAUAUAUUUUAAGAUCUUGUUGUCACACUGCUUACUUGAAGAUGCCAAUGAAACAAGGACCAGAAGAAUAGAAGAAUAUAAGAUGCAUGAUCUUGUACAUGAUAUUGCAAUGGCAAUUUCAAGGGAUCAAAAUUUGCAGCUAAAUCCUAGCAAUAUAUUGGAGAAGGAACAUCAAAAGAAGGGGAUUCAAAAUGUUGCAUUUGGGUUUGAAAAAGGUUGUAAGAUUACUGAAUUGGGUCCAUUGAAAAACUUGCAAGGUAACCGAGUGUUUUGUGUUUGGAGAAAGUUGAAUAGUAAAGAGGAAGCCAAUGGAGCAAACUUUGCAGAAAAUGAGAAUUUGAAAGAGCUAUACUUAAAUUGGCCAAUGGAAAGGAAUGAUAACAACGGUUACAAUGAUUUGGAAGUGUUGGAAGGACUUCAACCAAACCAAAAUCUCCAAUCAUUAAAAAUCCUCCAUUUCGCAGGAAAACAUUUGCCUAACAAUAUUUUUGUUGAGAAUUUAAGAAAGAUAAAUUUAUGUGGUUGUAAUAGUUGUGAAAAGCUUCCAAUGCUUGGACAAUUAAACAACCUAAAGGAACUUGAGAUUUCCAGCUUCCAAGGCCUCCAAGCUAUAGGCAACGAGUUCUAUGGUAAUGAUCCAAAUCAAAGAAGCUAGAUUCUUCCCAAAGCUUGAGAAAUUUGUAAUAUUUGAUACGAUCAACUUCGAGCAAUGGGAAGAAGUAAGGACAAAUGAUGCAUCAUCAAAUUUUACAAUUUUUCCCAAUCUUAAGUGCUUGGAAAUAGGUAAAUGUCCCAAAUUAUUAAACAUUCCAGAAGUUUUUUAUGAGA
Molecule: messenger RNA, 896 nt
Organism: Cucumis melo (muskmelon)
Lineage: Eukaryota; Viridiplantae; Streptophyta; Magnoliopsida; Cucurbitales; Cucurbitaceae
Product: putative disease resistance RPP13-like protein 1
Exons: 2
Coding region: 1-723 (240 amino acids)
Biological process (GO): defense response to other organism
Source: RefSeq, a predicted model, not a curated record